Molecule: messenger RNA, 1678 nt
Organism: Calliphora vicina (urban bluebottle blowfly)
Lineage: Eukaryota; Metazoa; Arthropoda; Insecta; Diptera; Calliphoridae
Gene: PIG-Q
Product: phosphatidylinositol glycan anchor biosynthesis class Q
Exons: 8
Coding region: 40-1662 (540 amino acids)
Biological process (GO): GPI anchor biosynthetic process
Cellular component (GO): endoplasmic reticulum; membrane
Source: RefSeq, a predicted model, not a curated record
AUUAAGUCAAGAAUUUUUUUGUUUUGUUUACACUCGAAAAUGACCAUAAAAUUAUUUUUACCAGAAAAUUUAUUUUAUAUUAAAAAAAGUUGUGAUAUCUAUGGAGAAAUAAAAAUUGGCGAACAGAAUUGUAUUUCCUAUUAUAUUACAAGUGCGGUGGAUAUUAAAAGACCCUUGAUUAAUUAUGAGACAGAUGAUUAUGAUAAAGAAAUACAAUUUACCAACGAGUUGCGGCAUUUGGGUCAUAUAGUUAAUGCAACCGAGAGUUCCCAGUUGCAUCACAAAGAUGUGGCAUUAGUUUUUGUUUAUGAUGCCGAAACACCAAACAUUUAUUUAAAUAAAUUGAGUAUUAAACCGGCACAACGAGAUAAAGUCAAUGUGUUUCUUUACAAUGAAAAAUCCAUACUGAAAUUGCAAGACUUAAAUGAAAAUCUAAAUAAAACUGGUCAGCAAUCAGUUAACAAUAAUGAAGACGAUGCAGAAUUAAAUGUGGAAACUGAUAUUUGUCCCGAUGACGAUAUGCACAUGUUAUAUCAAUUGUUGCAGGCAAAAGACAAAUUUAUAUUGGAGCAUGAUGAUGGUGAUGUAGAUGAUAAAUUUAAACGUUUUGUGGGCUAUUUAAUAACAGUUCCAUUUGAUGCUUUUAUGUUGAUAUUUGGAGUUUGCAUGACACAACCACCUUUCAGGUUUGUGUUCCAGUACACGGUUAUGUGUGACUAUUAUAAGGAAUGGUUAAAAUUUAAAAAGUCGGGAAAACGAAAUUAUAAUAUUGCCCUUGAUACCUUACUGGGGCUAUGCAUCAAUAUAUUAUUGAUAUUAUAUAUAGAAAACCCUGGGAACUAUAUAAUUGCAGCUUCCAAUUCUGUAGUAACCAACUUCCGUCUACUGUUGCAGUCAUUGCAAGGCUCUCCAAUAGGAUUAAAAUUAAAUGUACAACUAAAUAAAUUUUUAUUGGAUUGUUUUGGUUAUCAUGUGGAAUUGUGGGCAACAUUUUUAAUUAUAAUAGAACCUUGUAUUAGGCAAUUAUUCAUACCCAUUAUAUUGCUGGGCUUCAUAGGCUUCUCAUACCAAUUGGCGCUUUUAACAGAUUUGAUAUCGGUAAUGGGCUUACAUGCACAUUGUUUUAGUAUAUAUGCAGCAGUAUUAUAUAAAGUAGAGAUUAAGGGCUUGCAGGUGUUGUGGAAAGUAGUUUUGGGAAAACGUAAAAAUGUGUUAAAAAAUCGUGUAGAGUCACAUAAUUAUAUGAAUCGUCAAUUGUAUUUGGCUACGGUAUUUUUUACCUCUCUACUUUUCCUUUUCCCUACAGUGCUCACUUACUAUGUGGUAUUUACUUCGUUACGUCUUUGCAUUAAUUUAGUUAAUUUUAUGCUAAAAUAUAUGCGUAGAUAUAUUUUGGAAUUUCCUAUGGAAAUGUUAUUACGCUGGUGUAUGGGUAAUUUUUAUGAUACUGAUUCUUUACAAUUAGAGUUUGUACAUCAUACACCUUCGCCGUUACUACAACCUGUAGCGCAAAUACAAAUGUGUGUUUUCAAAUUAUGUGUUCACUCCUCAUCGAUAGGUCGGGUAUUUUCAUGUCAUAGUGGAAUCCUGCAAGAGUUAGUAGCCAAAGAAGAAAACUCCAUUAAAAGUGUAUGCCAAAGAAUAUUACAAGGAACAUUUUAAGAAAAGCCGAAAACAA